This is a messenger RNA of Condylostylus longicornis, 381 nucleotides long. RefSeq names its product serine protease inhibitor dipetalogastin-like. Lineage: Eukaryota; Metazoa; Arthropoda; Insecta; Diptera; Dolichopodidae. The transcript has 2 exons. The record is from RefSeq and is a predicted model, not a curated record. The coding region runs from base 1 to 381 and encodes 126 amino acids. Gene Ontology annotation, molecular function: protein binding; serine-type endopeptidase inhibitor activity.
AUGCAACCAGCUGCUGUUAAUUGUCAAGGACCUUGUAUUAUAAGAGCAAAUUAUGCUCCAGUUUGUGGAAGUAAUGGUAAAACAUAUAGUAAUAUCGAUGAAUUACGUUGUGAUGCUAGAAAUAGUCCUGUGACAAUGGUUCGAAACGGACCAUCUUUAUUUACAAUUAUAUUUGUACUAACCACCGAAUUUUCAUUGAUAUAUUCGCAAGGAAAAGAUUGUACUCUUGAACUUUCACUUCAUCCUGGACCAGCAGUUUGUGGAAGUGAUGGAGAAACUUAUAAAAAUCCCGAAUACAUUAAUUGUGUACAAGAAAAUGGAGGAACACUUUAUGUGGCUCAUGAUGGUCCAUGCGAUAAGGAUAGGAAAUAUUUUGUUUAA